CUAAAAUUCUCGUCACAUGAAGUCGAGUAUAUGUUUCUAAUUGUUAAAACAAUUAAAACCAAUUCAAUGUCCAGGACUUUAAAACGAAAAAGUGUAACAUGUUUGCCACAAUUUUAAACUCGUUAAAGUACGGAAGUGUGAAUGCUAACAGAAGUGUUACGUUAGUGCUACGACAAUGUCAUAGAGCAGCAGUUCUACAGGAAAUUGGAAAACCUUUGGUUUUGGAAAAAGUAAAACGAAUCGAGCAGCUAAAACAUGAUGAGGUUCGCAUAAAAGUUCACUACUGCAGCCUUAACAAAACGGAUGUGCAAAUCAUUUCCGGUCAGCAUUCGGAGUUGAACGUUCCCCUGCCGUUCAUUCCUGGGCAUGAAGUUUCCGGUGAAGUGACAGAGAUUGGAUCCAGCAAUCCCAACUUCCUGAAGCGUGGAGAUCGAGUCGUUGCGAUGAAUGACCUACAGGACCCGAACGGGGGUUUGAUAGAGGAAAUGGUGGUUAAAAAUCGAGACGUAUGGCCGGUUCCGUCAGAAAUUCCCCUACGUGAAAUGACGGUAAUGCCUUACGGUCAUGGAACGGCACUGUUGACGUUCGCCGCAUACUGUCCACUGAAGGAGAACGAUUUGGUUCUGAUCACUGCCGGUGCGGCCGGAAUGGGGCUGGCCGCGAUUGAUCUGGCUGUUAAUGUUUACAAAGCGAAGGUGAUUGCUAUUUGCGAUACGGAGAGUAGUUCGGAUUUGGUGAGGGAGAAAGGGGCCCACAAGACGGUUAGCAUCGGUAAAAGUUUCACGAAACUGUACAAGAACAUAGCGGACGCAAUGGGAGAGAAAAAGGCUAAAGUGGCGUAUGAUGCAGUUGGAAAUGGAUUGCUGCAUUUGUUGGCUGAUUUUGUGGACCCUGAACAAGGCCAGAUGUUUUCGGUGGAUCCUUUCUACAACCUUGAGCAGCUUAAAGCUUCGAAACCGAAGUAUGAUCUUCCAAAGAAAAAAGAACGCACGGAAGAAGACGAUCAAAGGGCUGGCAGUUUGAUCGACGGUAUCAAACACGUCGAUCUAUACGAACAUCCAGAUGAGGACACCUACCGGCAGAUGAUAUCCGAUACGAUCGAAAUGCGCGCCGAGGGUAUGAUUGCUGGCCAUAUUAGUAAACUAUUUCCGUUGAAGAAAAUUCAGGAUGCAAUCGAUUUUAUCGAGAAGAAACAGUGCACCGGCAAGGUACUGAUUGACGUGAAGUGCAGCGAUGAAGAUGAUUGUGAAGAUGAAAAAUCGGACACUAAAAAGAAGGAGGAUAAGAAAGAAGAUUAAAAAUUAAAAUACUUCAAUUGUUACUUAAUCUAUCGUGUUAAUCGUUUUAAGUUGAAUAUUUAAUAAGCGCUUUUUUCGAAAAAUUUAAGAUACAUAUAGCAUUUGAUAUGUUAACGGCAUGCACGGUAUUCGGUUUGUACCAUCCAGUUUUUUUGGUACGUUUAUUUCAACGAAGCAAACUAAACUAAGAAUAAAGCAAGGAAAACUUUAGUUUCGACAGAAGAUAUCUUAAAGAUAAAACGACUGAAAAGGGAAAAGGUAAAAUGUUGAUAAGUGAGUGGUCGUGAGCUCGAAGUUCAGUAGCAUAAGGCCGCUCGAUGUUAAAGGACUUAAGCAUGAGUUUAUUUCGCUGCUCCUUUCCCUCGUACUGAACAAUUCUGCAUUACGAACAAUGAAGCCUCUUGUUCAGGUUAAACUUAACACGUAGCAAUUAAUAAGAGCAUCUAAUAAAUAAACAUAUCGCACCUUGAAAAGCGAUAGUG
Molecule: messenger RNA, 1780 nt
Organism: Sabethes cyaneus
Lineage: Eukaryota; Metazoa; Arthropoda; Insecta; Diptera; Culicidae
Product: quinone oxidoreductase-like protein 2
Exons: 3
Coding region: 99-1298 (399 amino acids)
Cellular component (GO): mitochondrion
Molecular function (GO): oxidoreductase activity
Source: RefSeq, a predicted model, not a curated record